Symbiodinium natans is the source of this 1644-nucleotide messenger RNA. Lineage: Eukaryota; Dinophyceae; Suessiales; Symbiodiniaceae. The record is from the annotation of a GenBank genome assembly.
AUGCUGAUGGGACGCUCAAAACGGAAUCGAAGCGACGAAGAGACCUUCGAUGCAGUGGACGCAAUCUUUGAUCAGAUUGCUGCGGGGAAGCAGCGCAUCAAGUAUGCAGAUGUGGCGGCGCACUUUCAGAAGGCCAGCACGAACAAGAUGGACAACACGGAUGAGUUGCGCAAGCUGUAUGACCUCAUCGACGCAGACAAGAGUGGGUCCAUCUCAAAGCUGGAGAUCAUUGCCGCAGUGCAGGCCAACAAGGAGGUGGCCAACUACCUUCUUCCAAACCUGGAGGGCGCCGACCACGUCAUGGAGUCCGAGGCCAUCUUCGACGCCAUCAACAGCCUCUUCCAGACCAUCGCCGGCGGCAAGCGGCGGAUUGACUUUGCCGACUUCAAGGCCUACUUCAAGAAGGUCACCUCAGUGUCGGCGGGCCCUGUGUCGAUCCACCGGGGGAGCAUGCGCGUCUUCGUCAUCGGACCAGGCUUCGGACAGAAGCUCAACCCGCGCCAGUCGGGCAUGAUCACGAAUGCUGGCUACCAGGUGUACUUCUUUCACGGCAUCCCGAACCCAGAGACGCCGAACUUCCCGGUUCAGCAGUACAUGGAGUACAUCAAGGAAGAACUGGAUGCCUUCCAGCCUGACGUGGUCUGCGCAGCAUCCAAGGGAGGCGUCUACCUCAUCGGCUUGUGGCAGGCUGGUUUGUGGCGCGGCCCGAGUCUCCUCAUCAACGCCCACCCUUCGUGCAAGGAGCUGCCGCAGGGCGUGCCGAUCGUUCUCGCGCAGGGAGGAAACGAUGAGGUAUACCCGACUGCGCGAGCUGAUCUCGAGCGACUGAUCUCCACGGGCACAGACAACAAGUGUUUCCUGUACUACGCUGGAAACAGCGGGCUUAUGGCAUCGGGGCAGCGUACCCGCAUAGGUGACCGCCACAACAUGGAGUCCCUGCUCUUUCGAGACUGCCUGCCUCGCCUGAUCGACGCCACCCUGUGCGCUGACGGCCCGGAGGCCCACAUGAUUCGCUCCUGGCGGGAGCGUCUUUCAGAACAGCGCAGGGAAGCGGAGCAGUGGCUAGGACACAGCCCGGAGCUCCUGCGCAAGCGCUGGGCAACUCGUGGCAUGGACGAGGAGAAACUCAUAGAGGUACUCCCUGGCACCGAGGAGUUUGCUCACGUCAUGGCUUUGUUCCGGGCCGCUCCGAAGGAGCCGCCCAUUUACUCCGUGACGCCGCAGGCAACUUGGGAACAGGUGCACGUUCGUGCGAUUCAUCGCGUAGAGAAUGGCCCUCAGCUGGAUGGAUGCACGAAGCCGUACUUCGAAUCCCUCCGACGAAACUUAGAGGAUCAGGGGGUGGAGUUCGAGCCUGGAACCCACACGUGCUGGGCUUUCCACGGGGCGCGAAGCGACGCCAUCGAGUCCAUCGUCAGCAAUACGGUGGCCGGCUUCCAGCCCUUGGCAUCAGGCACGCGUGGUGCGAACGUUUGGGGCUCUGGCACCUACUUUGCACGUGACGCGAAGUACGUGGCAGAUGGCGGCUUCUGCGGAAAGCCGGCUGCAGAUGGAACCCGGCAGAUGUUGGUGUGCCUCCUGAUGACGGGCGUCCCAUGCCUCGGUGAUCCCGACCACAAGGGCGCUGUUGACUCAGAGGGCUGA